Molecule: messenger RNA, 990 nt
Organism: Achroia grisella
Lineage: Eukaryota; Metazoa; Arthropoda; Insecta; Lepidoptera; Pyralidae
Product: N-terminal Xaa-Pro-Lys N-methyltransferase 1-like
Exons: 1
Coding region: 4-684 (226 amino acids)
Biological process (GO): N-terminal protein amino acid methylation
Cellular component (GO): cytoplasm
Molecular function (GO): N-terminal protein N-methyltransferase activity
Source: RefSeq, a predicted model, not a curated record
UAUAUGGCAAAUUGCAUGAUGACGGAAAAUAAAUUCUACAAAAAAGCUGCUUGUUACUGGGCUAAUGUUCCAGCAACUAUAGACGGAGUACUCGGCGGUUUUGGUUACAUUUCGGACAUUGACAUCAAUGGCUCGAGAGACUUUUUAAAUAAAAUUGGAGCACUCGAUAGACAUCCGGAUUGUAAACUUGCAUUAGACUGCGGCGCUGGAAUAGGAAGGGUGACUAAAAACCUUUUAAUUUCUCGAUUUGAGAAGGUCGAUUUAGUCGAACAAAACGAAAAGUUCAUUAACACCGCCAAACAAUUGAUCGGCGAAGACAAUGCCUGUCUUGGAACAGUGUACAAAAUCGGAAUUCAGCAUUUCAAACCGCAAAAAAGAUACGAUAUAAUUUGGUGUCAAUGGGUGCUCGGACACUUAAAUGACUACGAUUUAAUAGAAUUUUUAGAGAGAUGUGGUGAGAUGCUAGCUGACAAUGGUGUGAUAGUUGUAAAAGAAAAUAUUAACACAUUUGCCGAAUUAGAAUAUGACGAUGAUGAUUCUUCAGUGACACGGUCAUGUAGUCUCUUGCAAAAAAUAUUUAAUGAGGCACAAUUAAGUAUUAUCCUUUGUGACGUUCAAACCAAUUUUCCAGAAGAUAUAUAUCCUGUUUACAUGUUUGCUUUGGUACCAGUGAAAAGAGUAUAGCCUAAAAAAUAUAUCAUUGUAUACAUAAUUAUUCUAAAAGUCUCUCAUUCAAGUAGCUUGAAACAAUAGAACGCGAAAUGCUUCGGUUCAAACAACCUGAUAUGCUUCCUUCACAUUCAUCAGUCUGAAUAGAUUAAUUAGUUUAUAUGAAUGUACACGUUUGCUGAUGAGGAGAACAUUUAACAUAUCUCUAUUUCAGCAGGUCACCAGUUUAAUCAAAGUAAGUCGUUCUAUAGCGAUCUCUGUCUACAUCUGCAAUCAUUGACGCCCGGCAUAGGUAACUACUUCAAAAUGUAUAUUUUAACA